Elephantulus edwardii (Cape elephant shrew) is the source of this 1851-nucleotide messenger RNA. RefSeq names its product septin 11 (gene SEPTIN11). Gene Ontology annotation, cellular component: septin complex; septin ring; microtubule cytoskeleton. Gene Ontology annotation, molecular function: GTPase activity; GTP binding; molecular adaptor activity. The transcript has 10 exons. The record is from RefSeq and is a predicted model, not a curated record. Bases 163 to 1452 code for a protein of 429 amino acids. Gene Ontology annotation, biological process: cytoskeleton-dependent cytokinesis. NCBI's taxonomy places the organism in Eukaryota, Metazoa, Chordata, Mammalia, Macroscelidea, Macroscelididae.
GCGGGAGGGGCGGCGGCGUGGGGGGAGCAGAUGCUGCUGGUGGCGAGCGGGAGCCGAGUGCGAGCAGAGCGCAGCCGCGAGUGAGGCGCGGGGGAGGCGAACCGGAGCCGGAGCAGCAGGGUCGGCGGAGAGCACCCGGGCGCAGCGGGAGCCGCAGCCGCAAUGGCCGUGGCCGUGGGGAGACCAUCGAAUGAAGAACUUCGAAACUUGUCCCUGUCAGGCCAUGUUGGAUUUGAUAGCCUCCCUGAUCAGCUGGUCAACAAGUCUACGUCUCAAGGAUUCUGUUUUAACAUCCUGUGUGUAGGUGAGACCGGCAUUGGCAAAUCCACACUAAUGGACACUUUAUUCAACACCAAAUUUGAAAGUGACCCAGCCACUCACAAUGAACCAGGUGUCCGGUUAAAAGCCAGAAGUUACGAACUUCAGGAAAGCAAUGUACGGCUGAAGUUAACCAUCGUUGACACUGUGGGAUUUGGAGACCAGAUAAAUAAAGAUGACAGCUAUAAGCCAAUAGUGGAAUAUAUUGAUGCCCAAUUUGAGGCCUACUUGCAAGAGGAGUUGAAGAUCAAACGUUCUCUCUUCAAUUACCAUGACACAAGAAUCCAUGCAUGCCUGUACUUCAUCGCACCCACCGGACAUUCACUGAAGUCCCUGGACCUGGUCACAAUGAAAAAGCUGGAUAGUAAGGUGAACAUCAUUCCAAUAAUUGCAAAAGCUGACACAAUUGCCAAGAAUGAACUGCACAAAUUCAAGAGUAAAAUCAUGAGCGAACUAGUCAGCAAUGGCGUCCAGAUAUACCAGUUCCCCACAGAUGAAGAAACGGUGGCAGAGAUUAACGCAACAAUGAGUGUCCAUCUCCCAUUUGCAGUGGUUGGCAGCACAGAAGAGGUGAAGAUUGGCAACAAGAUGGCAAAGGCCAGACAAUAUCCUUGGGGGGUAGUACAGGUUGAGAAUGAAAAUCACUGUGAUUUUGUGAAACUUCGAGAGAUGCUGAUCCGUGUGAACAUGGAAGAUUUGCGAGAACAGACCCACACCCGCCACUAUGAGCUGUAUCGGCGCUGUAAGCUUGAGGAGAUGGGGUUCAAGGAUACCGAUCCUGACAGUAAGCCCUUCAGUCUUCAGGAAACAUAUGAAGCAAAAAGGAAUGAAUUCCUGGGAGAACUUCAGAAGAAAGAAGAAGAAAUGAGACAAAUGUUUGUUAUGAGAGUCAAAGAGAAAGAAGCUGAACUUAAAGAAGCAGAGAAAGAGCUCCACGAGAAGUUUGACCUCUUAAAACGGACACAUCAGGAAGAGAAGAAGAAAGUGGAAGACAAGAAGAAGGAGCUUGAGGAGGAGGUGAACAAUUUCCAGAAGAAGAAAGCAGCAGCGCAGUUACUCCAGUCCCAGGCCCAGCAGUCUGGGGCCCAGCAGACCAAGAAAGACAAGGAUAAGAAAAAUGCAAGCUUCACAUAAAGCCUGGCAAGCCAAGGAUGUUCCCGCAUUCACCUGCUUUUGCAGUAAUACUGUGUCUCUGCCAUCUGUGUCCUUUUGUUUGACUAUAUAUGGAUAUUUUUUUUUUCUUUUUUUUGCCCCUCCCCCAAAUGCCAAUAACGAUUAACUCAUUGUGCUGAAUGUUGUUGGGUGCUGAAGAAUGAGAACAAGGGAUGCCAGCAGAAGCUCCGUGCCGCUGGGCGUGGUUUCUAGAAAGUCAAUGAUUGGCCUUUUCUGCCUGUUCAGAAUGGCAGCAGUCAGCAUGCCUGUCAUUUGUAUGUUGCUUUGGACUGAGAGAAGGAGGGUAAAAUGCCACACGUACGCCUGAUGUGAAAACAUCUCACUGCCUCAGCAGCUGAACUAUAAGCCUGAUUAGCCAUG